Molecule: messenger RNA, 900 nt
Organism: Monosiga brevicollis MX1
Lineage: Eukaryota; Choanoflagellata; Craspedida; Salpingoecidae
Exons: 4
Coding region: 148-696 (182 amino acids)
Cellular component (GO): cytoplasm
Molecular function (GO): gluconokinase activity
Source: RefSeq, a predicted model, not a curated record
GGUUCAGAGGGCGGCGCUCACUCGCUGCUGGAGUUGACUGGCUUUCUCUCUCUCUUUGAGCUGGUGUUCAAUAGAGUUGCGGGAGGAGAGGAGGAGGAGGAGAAGUGUACAGUGUGCUGUCAAGAGUAGGAUAGUGGCGGCUGUGCCAUGGCCGCCCAUACAUCAAAUGCACCCGGGCUUGGUUGCAAGCCCGUGGUUGUGGUCAUGGGUGUCAGCGGCUCGGGCAAGAGCACAGUUGGGAUCCGGCUGGCCGAGGCGUUGCAUGUGACCUUUGUCGACGGCGAUCACCUCCAUCCUGCUGCCAACGUGGCCAAAAUGCAAGCAGGGCAACCUCUCACAGAUGAGGACCGGAUACCCUGGCUUCAGGCAAUCAACCAACGUUUGACCGCGGCCCAUGUGGAUGGCACAGGUCUGGUGGUGGCCUGCUCGGCGCUUCGACGCGCGUACCGGGAAAUGUUGCGCACUGGGUUGGCAGAGAACUUGGUGUUUGUCUACCUCGAAGGCUCACCGGAGUUGAUUGGUUCACGCGUCAAGCAACGGGUGGGGCAUUUCAUGCCCGUCAAGCUUCUCGACUCGCAGUUUGCGACGCUUGAGCCUCCCACGGGCGAGCCUCGCGUCAUUACCUGUCCGGUCGCCACCCCUCUAGAUGCUUUGGUGGCUGAUGCGACCGCCCACCCACUCUUAGCCACCACAUGAUCAUUUGCUGCACUUGUACAACCAUCAUCGCAAGACUUCUAUUGCUCGUGUCAGAACACGUGGCACCUCCGCCCCACGCUGCGUUUUUGUUCUUUCUCCUAUUUGUGCCUGCCUUCUUGCGUUGUUCGCACCACCUUGCCGGCUGCGCCGAUGUUCAAAGGUGACGGCUGAUGUCACAAAGAGUCAGUUGAUUGUGUGACCAGC